GACGCGCGCUGCCUGGCGCCGCCCGGGCCGCCGCCGCCAUGGCCACGGAGGACGAGAUCAUCCGCAUCGCCAAGAAGAUGGACAAGAUGGUGCAGAAGAAGAACGCGGCUGGAGCUCUUGAUUUGUUGAAGGAGCUUAAGAAUAUUCCCAUGACCCUUGAGUUGUUACAGUCUACCAGAAUUGGAAUGUCAGUGAAUGCAAUACGCAAGCAAAGCACAGAUGAAGAGGUUACAUCUUUAGCAAAAUCUCUUAUCAAGUCUUGGAAGAAGCUGUUAGAUGGACCUUCAACUGAUAAAGAUUCUGAAGAAAAGAAAAAGGAGCCUGCAUCUUCCUCACAAAACAGCCCUGAAGCCAGAGAAGAAAGCAGUUCAAGUAGCAAUUCCAGCAGCAGGAAGGAGGAGGGUAGUGCUCCUUCAAAUUCUUUCAUCCCUUCCUUUCCCCGGGCUCCAAGCACUUCAGACUCUGUACGAGUGAAAUGUAGAGAAAUGCUCUCUGCAGCUCUCAGAACAGGAGAUGAUUACAUUGCUAUUGGUGCUGAUGAAGAAGAGCUGGGUUCCCAGAUUGAAGAAGCUAUUUUUCAAGAAUUAAAAAACACUGAUAUGAAAUACAAAAAUAGGGUACGAAGUAGGAUAGCGAAUCUCAAGGAUGCAAAGAACCCUAACCUAAGGAAAAACGUAUUAUGUGGAAACAUUCCUCCUGACAAGUUUGCCAAAAUGACAGCAGAGGAAAUGGCAAGUGAUGAGCUGAAAGAAAUGCGCAAAAAUCUGACCAAAGAAGCUAUCAGAGAGCACCAGAUGGCUAAAACAGGAGGUACCCAAACUGAUCUGUUUACAUGUGGCAAGUGCAAAAAGAAGAACUGUACAUACACCCAGGUUCAAACCCGCAGUGCUGAUGAACCCAUGACAACGUUUGUUGUCUGUAAUGAAUGUGGAAACAGAUGGAAGUUCUGUUAAAAGAAGAAAUUAUCAAGACAUCUGGACCAGUAUGAAAGAGGAUUUUGUAAUUAGCUUUAAAAACUAGGCUAAGCAUCUAGCUUCCUGCAAAUGGGAGGGUUUUUUGGUUUUUCUUUUCUUUUUAUUUCAAAGCAGCAUACAUGCCUCAAGUUAGCCUUUGUUUUGACACAACCAUCAUUUCCUUAAAUGCCUUCCUAUAGCUGGUAGUCAGUAGGGCCAGGUUGCUCAAUUGUAUGGUGAAUUCUAAAAUAUUUUUUCAUUUUUAUAAGUAAGUUGACAUUAAACUUUUACCAGUUAAA
Messenger RNA from Corvus hawaiiensis (hawaiian crow), 1252 nucleotides. RefSeq names its product transcription elongation factor A1 (gene TCEA1). The coding region runs from base 39 to 953 and encodes 304 amino acids. Gene Ontology annotation, cellular component: nucleus. Gene Ontology annotation, molecular function: nucleic acid binding; zinc ion binding. The record is from RefSeq and is a predicted model, not a curated record. The transcript has 10 exons. NCBI's taxonomy places the organism in Eukaryota, Metazoa, Chordata, Aves, Passeriformes, Corvidae. Gene Ontology annotation, biological process: transcription elongation by RNA polymerase II; DNA-templated transcription; positive regulation of transcription by RNA polymerase II.